Molecule: messenger RNA, 1550 nt
Organism: Mugil cephalus (flathead mullet)
Lineage: Eukaryota; Metazoa; Chordata; Actinopteri; Mugiliformes; Mugilidae
Product: growth/differentiation factor 8
Exons: 2
Coding region: 2-1114 (370 amino acids)
Biological process (GO): SMAD protein signal transduction
Cellular component (GO): extracellular region
Molecular function (GO): cytokine activity; growth factor activity
Source: RefSeq, a predicted model, not a curated record
CAUGCUCAGAUCCCACACACUCCUUCGACUCAUCACUUGCACACUGCUGCUCCCCACCUCCACGUCAGGGGAGAGCCGGCCUCACGUGGUCCAGGGAGGCACGCCUAAUGCGGACAGGAAGGACAUUCAAGAGGCCCUCCUACUCGAGGCAGUGAAGACGGGGAUCCUCAGCUCCUUGGGUAUGGACCGGGAGCCCAGGAUUACCCGAAAGGCCUCGGAGCAGGAGUUGAGGAGGAUGUAUCAGCUGUACAUUGAAAAAAGGAGAGAAUUGAGAGGAAAUUCCAGCCAGUCUAUAAAGAACACGCUACAGUCUACCACAACCACCGUGCUCUUUACAGUGGAGGCACCAAAAGUUCUUCGGAGGCGACCGCGCAGAUGUUCAGGUCAACACAUCCAGUGGUACAGAGCUGUUUUCCACCAGGAUCCGAACAUCCGGACUGAACCGACCGUAGCUCGGGCAGAACUGAAGAUCUCUAUGCGGGCUUUAGACAAAGCCACUUUGGACGCAAAACAGAAGAUUAAAGUUAAAGUCAACGGGAUGAAGCCCUCUCCUGGCUGGACGUACACAGACUCUGUUGUCCACACCAACAUCUCAAGCACUCGUGAUGUCAUAGUGGACAUGAGCCCGGACGUGGAGAGGUGGAUGAGGACUGGCGGUCAGCCGCUGGUUGUGGACGUGGGGAUGGUUGUGGCUAACAGAGAGGCCUCGCCUCCAAUAAUUUCUCUGGAAUUAGACCUCACGCAGCCCAAACCUGCACAGUCGCCGCGGCUGCGUCGCUCCAACAAGGAAGACGAGUGCGACGAAAGAGGAUGGUGCUGCCGGAAGUCGAUCAACGUGUCCUUCAAAGACAUUGGCUGGACGGACUGGGUGGUGGCCCCAGCUGAAUACACAAUGCAUUUCUGCGACGGCACCUGCCCCCACAACUACAAGCCGGCGAGUAUGCACACGCAGGUCAAGUCCCGACUGCACCUGAUUACCAAAGGAGGGACUCCUCACCCCUGCUGUGUGCCGGCAGCUUACGAGCCCAUGGUCCUCAUGCACUACGACAGCGGGGGACGACUGAAACUGACUCCUUUCAAUGACUUUAUUGUCAGUAAAUGUCACUGCGCCUGAGGAGAAGUCAUUUUUACUUGAAGUUCUAAUUUUAGAGGUUUCUGGAGGUUUCUGUUCCGAGUCAGAGAAAAAUUUGUUACACGGGAAAAACAAAACUGACGGAGUUGCGAAAGACGUAUUUUAUCACUCGUUAACUAAAUGAAAUUGAACCACUAUUACUUGAUUUUGAAAAGGAAAAAAAAAAAAAACGUUACUCGUACUGUUCAAAUAAUGGAGCACUGCAUUGAUAUCUUUGCAUUUAUAAUUAUUUAUUGAACUUCUAUUUAUGAUGUUGUUUUGUUGUAGUUGUGUUAUGUUACAGCUUAUUUAGUUACAAUUUAACUGUACUGUACUGGACUGGACUGGACUGCAUUGCUUAAUGACGGUUGGACAUUUUGUUUGAUGUCGUACACAUUUCAACAAUGACAUGACAAUAAACGCUGCGAUGUAUCCAUAA